Molecule: messenger RNA, 2549 nt
Organism: Thunnus maccoyii (southern bluefin tuna)
Lineage: Eukaryota; Metazoa; Chordata; Actinopteri; Scombriformes; Scombridae
Gene: il2rb
Product: interleukin 2 receptor, beta
Exons: 10
Coding region: 305-1966 (553 amino acids)
Biological process (GO): cytokine-mediated signaling pathway; immunoglobulin mediated immune response
Cellular component (GO): external side of plasma membrane
Molecular function (GO): cytokine receptor activity; protein binding
Source: RefSeq, a predicted model, not a curated record
GACAGAGGCUGUGGUUACAAGUGGAAAAUGUCGCUGGGCACUUUAAAGAAGAGACAGGGGCGAGAAUGAGGAGACAGAGGGAUGAGCGACAGAAAGAGAGAGAGAGAGAGAGAGAGAGAGAGAGAGAGAGAGAAAAUGAGAGAGGGAGAGUGCACAAGAGAGUGAGAUAGUGAUGUGUGUGAAGAGUAAAGAGGGAUAUAAAAAGACAGAAGAAAAGGAAAUCAUCUAAAUUCGUGAGUCCGGCAGAGGAGAUGACGAUGUGUUUCCUCUCAGGGAAACCUGCUACCUUUACUGACCAAAACUGAUGAGUCAUAUCGUGGUCAUGGCCAUGAAGAUACUGUGGUCUUUGUAUGUCCCGGUGGUUCUGUUUUCACUACAUGCAGCCCACUCUCACAAAGACUCACAAGGACUCUCCUGUGUAAAUGACUUUGUCAACAAUGUCAGCUGCACAUGGAACGGCUCUCUGACGGGUCCUGGUGUGAACUGUUGGAUCUCUGGCUGGCGGAAAACAUGGAUCUUUGUGGAAGAUGAGACACAAACCACUGCAAUAAUGCAAAACUGCAAGCUGAAACAAUACAAAGACUCUCUUCCAGGCUGCAGUUUUGUCUUUGAAAAGAAAUUCAGCUGUGCUGAUGUCUUGCCCAACAUCACCAUGAAGUGUAAUGGCACGUUGGUGGGGAAGCUCACAAAUUAUGAGCCGUGCUAUCACAUUAAAAUACACCCUCCAAGCGCUCCUAAUAUCAGCAGCACUGAUGAUGAGAUCUUGAUAUCAUGGAGUCAAGGCAGCCCUCUCUCCGACUUCUUAAAAACCUUUGACUUCGAAGUACAGAUCAAACAGAAUCACCAGACAUGGCAGGAGGCCAGGAUUUUUCCCACAGAAGAGCAAAAGCGUAGAAUACCUGCUUCGCAGCUGAAAGAGAUCUUCCCUUUGUGGGAGACCCUCCAGAUCAGGGUUAGAGUCAAGCCCACUGACAGGCCAAAUAGCCACUGGAGCAACUGGAGUCCAACAACAGAAUGUCAGGAUCAAGUUUCAGAGUCGUGGUUAAUGCAGUUUGUGAUGGUCAGCUUGGCUCUUGUCAUCGUGGUAAUGGUGCUGCUUUACUGGAGAUGCGUGAGCAGGGGGCUCCUUGCAAGCAAGCCAGUACCAAACCCUUCAAAAUACUUCCACACUCUCCACUCUGUCCACGGAGGAAAUCUAAAGAAAUGGCUGAAUCCUCUGUCGGUUUCUGAAUCAUUCUUCACUGCCCAGCCAUGCGACCAUAUCUCCCCGGUGGAGGUGUGUGAAAGCUGGGAUGUGGUCCGCUCCACCUCUCCCUCCUCCAGCUCCACUACUGCCCUUCUUUACUUCAGGAGCUACCCCUCAGCUGGCUCUGACACAAGCGGGGUUGUUGACAAUUCCUCUUCCUCCAUUUCAUCCGGUUUUUCCAACAUGGGCUAUUUCAUGUCCAGCUCCUCCAGCAGCUCAGCUAGAACUCACCCCAGUCCUGCCUACUUCACCUAUAAGGAGGAUUUCUGCAAUUUGCAAAACAGCCACAACCUUCACCUCUCCCUCUGCCCUUCCCUCACCACCUGUGAGAGCUUGAAAAUGGAGCCACAGAGCCCAGACUCUGGCUUUGGCAUCGGAGAGGAAGAUGAGGAGGACAAGGAAGAUAAAAGGGAUGUAGUAGGGGAGGAGGUUUCAGAUGAUCACCAGAGCACUCCUCUUCUCAUUCUACCUCUCCAUCUUCCUUCCCGGAUGUGUCCCUCCUCCAUUCCUCCACCACCUCUUCAUCCUCCCAGUCUAACUCAGAUAUCCUCUGAUAGCCAACAGGUGGAUGCAACUGUGGCAGAUGCUAGUGGAAGCUAUGCGGCUUGGCCUGUUGCUGGUUCCAUGUACAGGUCUUCUUCCAUGCCCGUGGAGCCCUGUAAAACAGGUUAUCUCACCCUCAAAGAGCUACAGACAACGUUUAGCAAUAAAUCUAUCUAAGAAAGUGUAGUGUAUCUGGAUGAAUCCCUAUGCAACCAUUUUAAAUUUAAUUUCUGACUGAUUGACCUGACUGAUUAUUUGUUCAGUCUAAUUGUGGAUGCAAGAGUGCCCGACACCAUACAUGGAGUGCUCUUGUGUGGUUUUAACUAAGAAAAAUAACUAUAUAAAAAAAUAACUGUUUUUCUGCUUUAAACCUGCAUUGAUUAUUUUUUUGGCUACUUGGGGGAAGCAGGACAAGAUGGAAACACAAAACUGACAAAUUAUCACUUUAUAAAGUUAGCAGAUUUGUUAAAAUUGUAAUUACACAUCCAGCAGACAUGGAGCAAAAUUAGCAUUCAUUUGAAGCCAUGUUUCUGGCCACCUGACAAAUGCAAGUCCAGUGUUCACUCUCCUUUCAGCCCUGUUGCUUCUCUCAACCUACUCCUAAGAAAUAAAAUAUCAGGCUCUUUAGCUGCUAAAUGCUCCAUUAUGUUCACCAGCUAGCUGUUAACUGUAACCGGUCACAAGAUUGUAGUCAACCAUUGUAAUCAACGUAGAUUUUGCAUUGUUUGUAAAUUCUUGUUGACUCAAUAAUAAAAUGCCA